Messenger RNA from Aspergillus versicolor CBS 583.65, 966 nucleotides. Its product is annotated as NAD-dependent epimerase/dehydratase family protein. Bases 1 to 966 code for a protein of 321 amino acids. The record is from RefSeq and is a predicted model, not a curated record. Lineage: Eukaryota; Fungi; Ascomycota; Eurotiomycetes; Eurotiales; Aspergillaceae. The transcript has a single exon.
AUGCCAAACGUCCUCAUCCUCGGCGGCUCAGGCUACAUCGGCCUCACCACAGGCCAGUCCCUCGUCUCGUCAGGCAACUACAGAGUCUGGGGCACAGCGCGCAGCCCCGAGAAGGCCAAACUGCUCCUGCAGAACGAAAUCACCCCGAUCGCUGCAGAAACAGACAUCACAGACCCAGACUCCCUCAGCUCGGUCAUAAUCGACCAUCUCAUCGACAUCGUCGUCGACGCCACCUCAACGCACAAACAAGGCGACAAAGUCCUAGAAGGCGUGAAAGCCGCUGCAAAGAUACGUGCCGCCAAUCUCGCUAAGGAAGGCAUCGUCGGUCCUAAGCUCGGUUUUAUUUACACUUCAGGGAUAUGGGUCCACGGGUCUACGUCCGAGCUAGUUAGUGAUCUUUCUCCUGUCGGUAGUGCACUAUCAACGGGUACACCACCGCGGAUUGUCUCGUGGCGCGCGGGGCAAGAGCAGGCGAUUCUUGCCUCGAGAGAUGUGCUGGAUGUUGCGAUUAUACGGCCGGGACUUAUCUACGGGCGUGGGUCGUGGAUCUGGACGCCUUGGUGGGAACCACUGCUUAAAGCGAGGAAACAUGGUACCAGUGUAGUUGAUAUUCCUGCUGAUAUCACGGCACGUCCGUCGUGCGUGCAUAUCACCGAUACUGCUGCUGGGCUUCAUGCUGCUAUUGACCGUAUCCAUGGGAAUCUGGGUACAUGGCCUGUGUUUGAUUUAGUGACAGAGACAGUCCGCGUGCAGGAUAUUGUUGACGCGGCGAUGUCUAGCUUAGGGCUUACGGCGGAGGUGCAGUAUACAGGCACCAGAGGGGACGUCAUGCUUGAGGCGAUGAGUACGGCGGGGAAUUCUGAAGGAGGAAGGGCCAGGGCCGUGCUGGGCUGGUAUCCUAAGCGGACGGAGUUUGUUUUGAAUAUGGCUGUGUAUAUUCGUGCUUGGGAGGCUGCACUGGCGUGA